AUGUCUAAGGUGUCGCUGAAGAAACUCAUAGGCCCAGCAGACUCCGACAGUCGAGAUGAAAUCGCAGCGGCAUGGUGCGAAGGUCAGCUGAAAGAUGCGUACAACCGGAACGAGCCCCACACAAUCCUGUCCAAGAUUCCAGUGAUGAAGGCCUUGGGACACCAAGUUCGCACAAAGCUAAAGGGACCGUAG
This is a messenger RNA of Phytophthora nicotianae INRA-310, 192 nucleotides long. RefSeq lists its product as hypothetical. Lineage: Eukaryota; Oomycota; Peronosporomycetes; Peronosporales; Peronosporaceae. The transcript has a single exon. Bases 1 to 192 code for a protein of 63 amino acids. The record is from RefSeq and is a predicted model, not a curated record.